Messenger RNA from Sodiomyces alkalinus F11, 765 nucleotides. RefSeq lists its product as hypothetical. The transcript has 2 exons. The record is from RefSeq and is a predicted model, not a curated record. Lineage: Eukaryota; Fungi; Ascomycota; Sordariomycetes; Glomerellales; Plectosphaerellaceae. Bases 143 to 655 code for a protein of 170 amino acids.
UUUCGAAAUAAUAUCCGCAUUACUCCGUACGGAUGGAUAACUAAGUGUACGAAUCCAACGCAUCCCAAGGAGAAUUCCGGCGCAUACAUUACAUCUGGAUCUUUGGGUGGCUGAUUCGGGCUGAAGAAGAUGCUAUUCCGAGAUGAUGGGCCCUCCCCUCUUCACCCUCCUCCUCUCACUGACUUCCAACCCCUGGACCCCUACCCUUUUCUACUCUUCCCAUGUUUUGGUUUUCCCCCGGGAUUCUUCAGUACCGCCCGCCCUGACCCCUGGAAGGAUUCGAUUUGUCUCGUAUCGUCUUAUCCAUCCGCUGUCUUCUCUUUCUCUUCCUCUUCCUGUCCAUCUCUAUUCCUCUCUCUCUCUCUCUCUCUUAUUCCUCUUACUCAAAUUUCCUCUUCGGUCUCUUGUUUCGGUCGUCUCAUCUCUCGCCCGCCUGUCCACCCUCGAAUCAUCCAUCCGUGCAUAUUGCCUAUUCUUACUCUCUCCCCACUCCCCCUUUUCCCGUAUACCGCGAGUAAAUCUUUUCUCUCUGUGCUCUCCUCGCGAACCUUGGGACUCUGAUUUUCAAAACUCCUUUUCGACUCUUGUUUUUCAUAUUUUCUUCUGUCUAAACGACCCUCUGGUUUUGUUGUUCUUAAUAUUUGAUCUUUAUUGAUUUAUUGACCACAUCGCGCAUCGCGCCUUGUGCCCUCGCUCGUUUCCCCCCGGCGUCUCAGUCAUUGGCAAUUAGCCCAUUAGGCGAUAGGCCACUCGAAAAACAUUGGC